GUUUGUUGUUCUUCCUUCAGAUCCGCAGGUCCUUUUGGAGGUCUAGUCGGGACCAGGUCAGGAGGUCUAGUCGGGACCAGGUCUAGUCGGGACCAGGUCAGGACGGUCCACCUCGCCGUCUGGAGGUCUAGUCGGGACCAGGUCUAGUCGAGACCAGGUCAGGACGGGUCCACCUCCUUACCGACCAUAUCUCUUAACUGUCUUCUCUGACCCGAAUGCAGACCUCCAGGGAUGCCCAAGGACAAGUAUGAACCCCCCGACCCUCGCCGCUGUUACUCCAUCAUGUCUGCUGAGGACGCCUCCAGCGGGAAGAGGAGCUACUGGGCCGAGCUCGAGAUAUCGGGUCGUGUGCGGAGUCUGAGCAGUUCUCUGUGGUCGCUGACCCACCUGACGGCGCUGCACAUCAACGACAACAACCUGAGCCGCCUCCCGCCGGAGAUCUCCAAUCUUCCUCACCUCGCCUACCUCAACCUCUCCUCCAACAAGCUGCGCAGCCUCCCGGCGGAGCUCGGAAACAUGGUCUCUCUCAGGGAGUUGUUGCUCAACAACAACCUGUUACGGGUUCUGCCUUAUGAACUGGGACGACUCUUCCAGCUCCAGACUCUGGGACUAAAGGGUAAUCCGUUGUCCCAGGAUAUCCUCAACUUGUACCAGGAACCCGACGGCACCAGGAAGCUCCUCAACUACAUGCUGGAUAAUCUAGCUGUGCAUCCUGAACAGCUUCCCCAGAGGCCUUGGAUCACUCUGAAGGAGAGGGACCAGAGCGUCCCUACAGCGGUGUUCACGGUCAUGUGCUACAACGUGCUGUGUGAGAAGUAUGCCACGCGGCAGCUGUACGGCUACUGUCCCUCCUGGGCUCUGAGCUGGAGCUACCGCAGGAAGGGCAUCAUGGAGGAGAUCACCAGCUGCCACGCAGACAUCAUCAGCCUGCAGGAGGUGGAGACGGAGCAGUACUACACCCUGUUCCUGGACACGCUGAAGGAGCAGGGAUAUGACGGAUACUUCUGCCCAAAGUCUCGUGCCAAGCUGGUGUCCGAACCCGAGCGCAAGCACGUCGACGGUUGCGCCAUCUUCUUCAAGACACAGAAGUUCACUCUGGUGCAGAAACACACUGUAGAGUUCAACCAGGUAGCCAUGGCUAACUCGGAGGGGUCAGAGAUCAUGCUCAACAGGGUGAUGACCAAGGACAACAUCGGGGUCGCCGUGCUCCUGGAGGUCAACAAGGACAUGUUCUCAGGCGGUAUGAAGGCUCCACCCGAGAGGCAGAUGAUCUUGGUUGCUAACGCCCACAUGCAUUGGGACCCGGAGUUCUCCGACGUCAAGCUCAUCCAGACCAUGAUGUUCCUCUCUGAGCUCAAGAGCAUCGCUGAGAGGGCUGCCACUUCCCUAACCUCUGACCCCGCAACCAUCCCCAUCGUCUUGUGUGCCGACCUCAACUCCCUGCCUGACUCUGGUGUGGUGGAAUACCUGAGUAGUGGGGGCGUGGCCGAGAACCACAAGGACUUCAAGGAGCUCCGCUACACCGACUGUCUCACCAACUUCAGCUGCAACGCCAAGAGCACUCCCAACGGGAAGAGGAGCCCCGCAGACCGGAGCAUCACCCACAGCUUCCAGCUGAAGAGUGCCUACGACUGCAGCGCCAUGCCCUUCACCAACUACACCUACGACUUCAAGGGGGUGAUCGACUACAUCUUCUCGUCCAGGACCCACCUCACCACGCUGGGUGUGCUGGGCCCGCUGGACCCCCAGUGGCUCCAGGAAAACAGCAUUCUGGGCUGCCCCCACCCCCACAUCCCCUCAGACCAUUUCUCCCUGCUGGCCCAGCUGGAGCUGGCCCCGCCCCUCACACACCCCCUCAACGGCCUACACAUGCCUGUACACAGGUAGUGAAUCUAGACCCCACCUCCUUCUCCUGAUGUCACCUUACCACCACCCUGCUGCUACAGGACGCUGUCAGCCAAUCACUACUCUCCCCCCCGGACCCCCCUCUACACACAUAUACACACAAAUACACACACUCUCUCACACACCACAGGAGUUGAGUAUGGGCCUGUUUUGCACAUUGACGGAUUGUUUUUGUAUCUGAUUGGACAAUCAUCAUCCCGUUGUCAUGACACUGGAUGUUCAUGUGGGAUUCUGUUGCCUUGGUAACCAGCAUCAUCUCUCAGUUCAUCCUCCUGCGUCCUAGGAGCCCAAGUUCAUGGGGUCACCACCAGUAGAUGCAGCUGUUCUUGUGCAUCCUGGAGUGUUAGGGCGCGGAUUAGGUUCCUGAUUCCUAGACGUCUCUAAAGUUUUUGACCCUUAUCUUUCAUCUACCAUGGCAAGCGCUUCCUUCGUUUUGCUUAAAUUAAAAAGAGAUGUAAUUUAAGGAUUUGUGUGUAUAGAUGUAUAGAUAUAUCUAUAUAGAUAUACUGAUAUCGAUACAGAUAUAUAUCUAAGAGAGAUAGAUUGAAGGAUAGAAUUUUAUAUAUAUAUAUAUAUAUAUAUAUAUAUAUAUAUGUAUACACAGUGCUGCUAUGGCAAUCACUAUUAGCUUUAAAAUUAGCUUCCUGGCAGCUCAUUGGCCAAAGGGUCUUCGGACCAGGAGGUGAAGAGUUUAAACCAGGAAAUGAGGACUGAGUCUUGUAACAGGAGGUUAAGAUUCUAAACCAGGAGGUUAAGUGACUUCUAGCCAGGAAGUAGAGCGUCUUCUAAAGAUAAUUUAUUGAAUUGAGAAACAAGAGAUGGGAGACUGUUCCCUCCUGAUUUAUGAAUGUAUGCAGGUUGGUGGAGGUUGGCGGUAACCGUAGGUACCGUAAAAUAACCUGAGAAUGGCUGCAUCUGCCCAACCUUGACCUGUUCGCACGGUAACUCAGGGCCUACUCCCAGUGGUGUCUUCAACCAACAGUGACCGUCUAAGGAUCUCUACCAGUACACCAUCGAACCCAGCAUCUGGUUUCAAAACCAGAUAUAGACCAACACCUGGUCUCAUAACCAGAUCUAGACUCACCUCUGGUCUCCAAACCAGAUCUAGGCUCACACCUGGUCUCCUAAACAGAUCAUGACUCACACCUGGUCUCCAAACCAGAUCCAUGCUGACACCUGGUCUCCAUCCAGAUCUAGAAAAACACCUGGUUUCCAAACCAGAUCUAGAAUAACCCCUGGUUUACAAACCACAUUUAUUCAGACUCAAGUUUUCCAAAUGUACACAGAGGUCUCCAUUACAGAUUAUUUCUUACACCAGAUUAUACAAAAGAUGUAAACCGAAAACAGAUCUCCAAACCACAGUUACACUGACUCCAGCUCUCCAACCUAACUUCCCCUAACCAGAGAUUUGAGAUCAGAUCUCAAAACCAGAUUCUCACCAAGACCAAAUCUCCGAACCAGAUUUACAUUGACACCAUAUCCACAAAACAGAUUUACACUGACACCUGAUAUCCAUGAAAACGUGCAAUAUAUCCUGCAUUUGAUCAAAAACUAGCCAUAAUACUUUCUCCCCACCUGACCUUAAAAUGUGAACUUUGUUCAAAACUCUUCAAUCCAGGGGGCCAAAGGAUUCAUGCUCUGCUUUAAAUUGCACACUGAUUGUUUUUGUUAGCAGGUGGUUCAUAACGAUUCAGCAGCAAAAUGUAGCUUGUGUUUUAUGUUAGCAUAGAGCUUGCGUUUCAUGUUAGCAUAGUUAGCUGUGGCUAUGGCUAAUGUUUCAGCUGCUGCCAGGUUAACCCUUGAGGCCAGCCCUCCAGGCCUAUACCCUACUCCCUAAAGCCACUGAGUCGUGUUAAGUGAAGCUUGUUUCAUCUGUACCCUCCACCUGCCAGGGAACCGACUGACAGCCACUGUUUUUUUAUCUUCUUGAUGAUCUCAAUAUCCACCAGAGGCUGAGAGAAAGACAGACCAAAUGGUCAUAAAUCCAAAUUCAGCUGAUACUUUGUACAAUUCAACACCACUUUUGAAAAACAUCAGUACAAAAGAUAAACAGAAUUGUUGUAGAUUGCAAAGUAAACGUUGUCUGGUUUCAUUUCUGAUUUCUGGUCAUCAGAUAGUCUUUGUGUUCUCCCACCAGCCACAUCUAGCGUCACUUCAGGUUUUAGUCCUUUGUAUUUAGCAGGCCUAUAUGAAAUAUAUAUAUAAAAUACUAGAAAAUGUGAAUAAAUUGUAUGCAAUAUGUAAAUAGUAUAAAAUAGGCCUAACCGUAUAUAAUGGUAUCAAAUACUAGUAUAGAUUGUGUGUAUAAUGGUACAUCAUAUGUGUUAAUCUGAAACCAAGAUUGACUAGGAGCAAGUGCUCUUAUUCACAAACAUUAAUAUAAAUAUUUAGCUGAGGAGGUUAAUGAUAAUACAUGGCCUUGCGAGAAGUAUCUAACGGAAUAUGGGGUUUUCAUGAGAUUUAUGUUGUCUUUAGUUGUACUUAAUUAUUCAGGGAAUUAUCCAGGGUCGUUUCUUGAGAUGAGUAGUCCAACUCUUCCAGCUGACGACCAGACAUCACUCACUGGCAGGCUCUAAAGUGUCUGGUUCCUCCUUUAUACAAAUAGAUCACAACGAUCAAUAAUGUUUAGUAUAUGGAAAGAAUAUCCAAUGUAAUGUAACAAACUAUUCUAAACCUAAAGAAAUACAAUUAACUUGGUAUAAGAUCCAUUUAAUUACGUCCUACUGCUUAGGCAGUGGUUCCACACUUCACCACUAGAGGUCACUGAACCCCAGUUGAUAGGGAUCCACAAUAAAAAGACAACACACAUCAACACGAGGCGUGUAAGAUAGGCUCUUUAAUAUAUAGAAUACAUUUGUUGGAACAAAGAAAAACACGUUUGAAGUAGUGGUCUUACACGGUACAAAUCUUUUAGAAAUACCGUUUCUAAAAGUCGUGCAAGCUUACAAGUAAAACAAUUUGUUAGAGCUUUUAGAAACGAGUUGAUAUCUGUGCAAGGUGUGUGCAUUGCUUAGACUUCUUCAGACAAGAGCAUUAAAACCGAAACUUCUUUAAAGGGAUAUUAAGGGCUGAUAUCAAACAAUGUUAUUAGUGGUUUCUCCCAAAUGUGAAUAUAGCAAACCAAUCGACCCUGUGAUAAAAACAAAUGUGAAUAAGGUUGCCAUAAAGUAGUGAAUUGAAGAGAUGUCAGAAGUCAUCAAUAAACAUCCUUAUUCACACUAAACCAACAGAGUUUCAGAUUGCGU
This is a messenger RNA of Gadus chalcogrammus (walleye pollock), 5150 nucleotides long. It is a transcript of the gene cnot6l, whose product is annotated as CCR4-NOT transcription complex, subunit 6-like. The coding region runs from base 232 to 1887 and encodes 551 amino acids. The record is from RefSeq and is a predicted model, not a curated record. Gene Ontology annotation, cellular component: CCR4-NOT complex; nucleus; cytoplasm. The transcript is spliced from 12 exons. Gene Ontology annotation, molecular function: protein binding; poly(A)-specific ribonuclease activity. Lineage: Eukaryota; Metazoa; Chordata; Actinopteri; Gadiformes; Gadidae. Gene Ontology annotation, biological process: nuclear-transcribed mRNA poly(A) tail shortening.